GUACACAAGAAAGAAUGACGAAAAACACACUGUUCUAUAUAGAUACGCGGUAUCAACAGUAGAGCGUGUGAAUACGGGAAAUUGAGGGGAAAUUAAGUUGUUUAAAACGAUUUUCUACCGUCUGUAUUUGGUCUGUUUUGUGUUUGAAAAUGGGGAAAGCGGAUUUCCUAAGUCCUAAGGCAAUUAGCAAUCGGAUUAAAGCGAAAGGCCUGCAAAAGUUGCGAUGGUAUUGUCAGAUGUGUCAGAAACAGUGUCGAGAUGAAAAUGGGUUUAAAUGCCACUGCAUGUCCGAGUCUCACCAGCGCCAGUUACUGCUGGCCUCAGAGAAUCCCAACCAGUUUAUGGACUACUUUUCAGAUGAGUUCAAGAAUGACUUUUUGGAGCUGUUGAGAAGACGUUUUGGAACAAAACGAGUUCACAAUAACAUCAUCUACAACGAGUACAUCAGUCAUCGGGAGCACGUUCACAUGAACUCCACUCAGUGGGAGACGCUCACAGAUUUCACUAAAUGGCUGGGGAGAGAAGGUUUUUGUAAAGUGGACGAGACGCCCAAAGGCUGGUACGUUCAGUACAUCGAUCGUGAUCCGGAGACAAUCCGCAGACAGGAAGAGCUGGAGAAGAAGAAGAAGCAGGAUCUGGACGAUGAAGAGCGCAGCGCAAAAUUUAUCGAAGAACAAGUGCGACGAGGCCGAGAGGGCAAGGAGCCGGAGGAGGAGCCUGUGUUUACUGAACUGAAGAGGGAGAACGAGGAAGAGAAAGUUGCCUUCAACUUGGCUGGUAGCUCCUCCUCCACUGUAGGCCCAGCUAAAGCAAGCACAUCUCUGGGUUUGAACGCCCUGAAAACGGCAGCGUCUGGUAAAAGAAAAGACGCAUCUCACAGCGCCGACUCCAAGGAGAAGAAGAAGAAAUCCGCGCUCGACGAGAUCAUCGAGAUGGAGGAGAAGAAGAAGAAAUCGGUGAGGUCAGACAAUUGGAUUCAGCCGGACAUAGUGGUCAAGGUCAUCACCAAGAGGCUGGGAGACAAGUAUUAUAAGAAGAAAGCGGUCAUUCGGGAGGUGCAAGACAAAUACACAGCUAUAGUAAAGCUGAUCGACUCUGGGGACAAACUCAAACUGGACCAAAGCCACCUGGAGACAGUGAUCCCAGCACCGGGUAAGCGAGUUGUGAUUGUGAAUGGACAUUAUCGGGGCAUGGAGGCCAUCUUGGAAGGCAUAGAUGAAAAGAAUUUCUCUGCUCAACUCGCAAUAGACUCGGGUCCUAUGAAGGGGAAGAGAGUAGAGAUUGCAUAUGAAGACUUCUCCAAGCAGGUGUGAUCUUUAUUUAUUUUUUUUCCCACCUUGACUCUUCAUUGCAAUCAUUUUCCCUGCAUCCUCUACUGUGUCAGAGCAUUUAUCAGGGACACACAGACACAUUCCUGCAGCUCUUUUUACUGAACCAAUUUACUGAGCCCUGUACUGAAGCCAACUGGG
This is a messenger RNA of Ictalurus punctatus (channel catfish), 1469 nucleotides long. RefSeq names its product Kin17 DNA and RNA binding protein (gene kin). The transcript has 11 exons. Gene Ontology annotation, molecular function: double-stranded DNA binding. Gene Ontology annotation, biological process: DNA damage response; DNA replication. The coding region runs from base 150 to 1313 and encodes 387 amino acids. Lineage: Eukaryota; Metazoa; Chordata; Actinopteri; Siluriformes; Ictaluridae. Gene Ontology annotation, cellular component: nucleus. The record is from RefSeq and is a predicted model, not a curated record.